CUCUCGCAGUUUGAAGACGUCUUCUCUGGCAUUUGGUUUAUCAUUGUCACGAUCACGUCCGUGGGCUACGGGGACAUCGUGCCCAAGAAUAUGAGUGGCAAGUUCAUUGCUGUGCUGGCCAUGAUCUUUGGCGCUUGCUACACGGCGAUGCCUCUCACGCUUGUCGGCAGUCAGUUUAACCGGAGCUACAACGACCAUACGCGGCGCGAGGCACUCACGCGCACCAAAAACGACGUGGGCUCUCGUCUCACGCUACCGACACCCGACUUGACGAGCUGGAAGCUCUUUCGGACGCAGUCGUUUAUGGCUGAAGUGCAGUCCAUGUACGAGCGUGAGUUCAUGUCGCUCUUGCCCGAGCUCGACGAAGACCUUGUCGCACAGCUCACGCUCUCGGAGGAAGAACGUUCCGAGAAGAUUGCCAUCAUCACCAAAGUCAAGGACAAGAUCGAAAAGUACAAGAUUUCGAUUUUGCAAAGCGCUCGCGUCGUGAGCCGGUUGUACCACGAAGGCAUUCGGUUGGCCAAACAGCAAACCUCGGCGCUGCAUCGGUUGGGCUAA
Molecule: messenger RNA, 558 nt
Organism: Saprolegnia parasitica CBS 223.65
Lineage: Eukaryota; Oomycota; Saprolegniomycetes; Saprolegniales; Saprolegniaceae
Exons: 4
Biological process (GO): potassium ion transmembrane transport
Molecular function (GO): voltage-gated potassium channel activity
Source: RefSeq, a predicted model, not a curated record